AUGCAGCUGCAACAAAUUGAAACCAAGAACAGGGACCUCCUAUCAGAAAAUAACCACCUUCACAUGGAGCUAGAAACCACCAAGGAGGAGUCGGAGACAAAGCAUUCUAAAGGCUACUGGCAGAUCUUCGCCUUAGAGAAUGACCUUGCCCAGACAAAGGCAAUUAAAGAUCAGCUGCAAAAAUAUAUCCAAGAGCUGGAACAAGCAAAUUGUAUCUUGGAAAGAGUGAAAUGGGCCACGAUCCUGUCUCAGGAAGAACUGGAGCAACACUUGAAUCAAACCAUUGAAAGAAAUGCCUCCCUGGAGAGCGAGCUUGACAAGAAACAUCUCCUAGAAUCUGUUCAGCAACUGAAGGAGGAAGCCAGAGAUCUGCAGCAGGAAUUAGCUGUGCAGCAAAAGUAG
Messenger RNA from Pipistrellus nathusii (Nathusius's pipistrelle), 402 nucleotides. The record is from the annotation of a GenBank genome assembly. NCBI's taxonomy places the organism in Eukaryota, Metazoa, Chordata, Mammalia, Chiroptera, Vespertilionidae.